AUGCAAGAAUGGAUCCCGUUGGAUAAUAUGCCGGGAUAUAUUAGUGGAUUUUUAUCUGUUCUUUCUGGGGCUUUUGGUUUAUCCUUGCUUUGUACGUCGACCCCUGCCUCUUCCGCGUCCGGGAUCGUAGCAUCUGCCCUGGCGUUUUCAAUUAUUGCUAUGGCUACUUCUGCAGCCGCGUUUCUUGUCAAUAUCAACUCGAUUCUUCAACUCGACAAUCAGGGUGAUACUUAUUUGUGGAAGAUUAGUGUGGAUGAAGAAGUAAUGAACCUCUUUCAAGAAGAAACAAGACAAAAAGACAUUGGCUUCAUUAUGUUAGCUGUUUCUGCUUCAGUUAACAUCACCAAUUUCAUUAUUCAACUAUCCACGGCAUUUGUCAUUUGCUGUAGUGUCCCGGGUUUUUGCUGUGCCCCUUCCGCUACAGAUGUAUCUAUGGAAAAGGGUGAGAAGAAUUACGCCCUAGACGAGGCUGGUUCUGUUGGAAAUGUCGACGACCUAGCGUCAUUUGUCUCUUCUGGCUCGAUAGAACUUCCUUUCUACAACGGAAUGUAUGCUAAUGGAAUGCCUGCUAUUCCAGAUGGCCAGGCACCAGCCCCAGAGUCUUAUCAAGACAUUCCAGCGCCAGACUACUCCAACAGCUGA
Oikopleura dioica is the source of this 642-nucleotide messenger RNA. Lineage: Eukaryota; Metazoa; Chordata; Appendicularia; Copelata; Oikopleuridae. The record is from the annotation of a GenBank genome assembly.